Paramuricea clavata is the source of this 1087-nucleotide messenger RNA. The record is from the annotation of a GenBank genome assembly. Lineage: Eukaryota; Metazoa; Cnidaria; Anthozoa; Malacalcyonacea; Plexauridae.
AUUGUGCUUCAGUGUAUUUUUGGCUUAGUAUUAGGAUCAGUUGGUGCUGUUCAGAUGGCAGGAAAUUUUAGGGAAAUCAAAGCAUCAGCUGAAUUAGCAAACAAGUAAGUGAAAGAACAAAUUAAUUAGUAUACUGUACAUACCAGCAUGAGCUCCACCUUUGAAUUUACUAUAUGAGUAAAUUCUUAAACACGUCCAAAUUUAUCAUUAUGAUAAAUUCGCGGCAAAUUUUGAAUUUAUCAUAAUAAUAAAUUCACAGCACCUAACACUAACCCUGACCCCAACCCUAACCACUAACCACUAACCACUAACCCCUAACCCUAACUUUUUUAACUUUUUAAAUUUUUUUAACUUUUUUAACUUUUUUAAAAAUCUAACUUUUUAAACUUUUUUUGCUUUUUAAAACUCUUCUAAAACUUUUUUAAAAACUAUUUUUUUAAAAAACUUGAUUUAAGAAUUUACUGAAAACGUGUUUAAGAAUUUACUCAUAUAGUAAAUUCAAAGGUGGAGCUCAUGUUGGUACAUACAAGUACUAUACUGUGCUGUGUGUUGACUGCAGUUUAUAGAGUAUCCCUGCAGAAUUCAGUGGUUUCUCCAGAGUCCACUUGACCAGUCUUUUGCACGAUCUAUUUGUGUAUGCAUGUUUGUCAUAUAUGCGGUGGAAUAAUUAAGUUUGAGGCACAUUUUCUAAUUGAGGGAGGAAGUUGACCAAUAAUUUGUAUCGGCACACGCAUGUUUCUUUGUGAUAUGCUCACAUGCAAUGUUUGUUUAAAAGGCCAUUUAUUAUUUUACUGUCAGACGAUUUUACUUGUCAAGACAGAGAGUUUUGCACUUUAAGAAAAUUUUUGAAGAAAAAUAUUGUUCUGUUUUGGCAUGUGGACAAAACAUCUGUUAGAAUUUGUUUGGAAAAAUUGCAAUUUGUUUGGGAAAAGCCCAAAAGCUAUUUCAAGCUCUCCUGUAACUAAUUGCUUGUUCUCUAUUACUUUGUGUUUUUUUUAGAAGUUGGGAAACUGCAAGUAACAGGCCUUCAUUUUACUCCUUUCACCACAGAGGAAAAAUCAUGUUAAAAAAUGUGAUGCCUGAGUGA